CCAUACGUCAACUUCUACUUUGUCAAUUUUUUAAUGGAAUCCAAUGACAAGUUGUCACGUCAGUUCAUUAUCGCAAAAUAAAAUUAACAUAAGUUUAGUAAAUAAUGUGAAAACUAACUUGAAGCAUAGUUUAAAAUGGAUUUGCUUUGGGAACUACUACUAUUGAUUUUUGUCUGUCAUGAAAGUAAACAAAAUGAUAUCAAAGGUUUUGAUGACACUGUAUUGUUUAAUAUAGACUGGCCAGGAGAACUUCUUCCUGAAGAUGCUGAUCUGCCCGGUGAAUCCAUGAUAGUGACAUCCUUGCAUCAGGAAAAAUAUAGGUGCAUUUUACCUACCAUUUCGGAAAAGGAGUCAAAUCAAGAUAUAAAGUACGAGGGUCCAUCUGCUCUGAAACUUAUAUCACCUUUAUUUACUCAAACUACUUGCUCCUUUCGUUUAGAAUCUUAUUGGACUUAUGAAGUAUGUCACGGCAGAUAUAUCCGACAAUAUCAUGAAGAUCGGGAAGGCAAGAAAAUAAAAGUGCAAGAGUACAUUUUAGGGAAAUGGGACGAAAAAUAUUUAGAUAAUAUGCUUGAGACUUCGAAAGAAGAAGAAACAGAUGAGAAUAUUCAGGUCCCUGUGAAGAAAAUUGACAAUGUCAAUCUGCCUUAUUUCGAAGUUACGAUGGACAACGGAACAUCUUGUGAUUUAAACAACAACAAACCUCGUAUGACUAAAGUUCUUUACGUAUGUUAUGUUCAUGGGAAGCAUGAAGUAUACUCUUUGAAAGAAACGUCCACGUGCACAUAUGAAAUUAUCAUUUUGUCACCUCUGUUAUGCGCUCACCCCAAAUAUAAACCAAAAGAAACUGGCGAGCAUAAAAUAAGCUGCAUCCCUCUCGAAGACAGCCCUAAGAAACCAUACAGUUUGGUCAAAUUGAAACAGGAAAGCGCUAAGCUACGUAGAAACUCUGACCUGGACCGAUUCAGAGUAGAGCUGAUACAGAUAGAGAAAGAAGAACCUGUCACCAAAGCACCAGAAAUUAAAAUCGUAGAUCCGUCUCCUGUCGAAAGCUUCUUACAAGGUAAGAACUGCUUAAACGGCGGCACGGGUUGGUGGAAAUUCGAGUUUUGUUAUGGAAGAUACGUUGAACAAUAUCAUGUCGAAAAAGAUGGACGAAGGGUCUCCAUUAAUUUAGGCCUUUUCAAUAAGAAAACACAUUUGGACUGGAUCGAAAAGCACCCUCAUAAACGCCCUAAACCAUUAGCCCAACGAAAACAACUUUCGCACUUUUACUCAAGCGGUACAGUGUGUGAUAAAACGGGCAAACCCCGACAAACCGAAGUUAAAUUGAAGUGUCUAGAAAAUCCGUCUAGUCCUAACGCUGUUUCCUUAUAUUUAUUAGAGCCCAAAUACUGCGAGUACAUCUUAGGUGUAGAAUCGCCCCUCAUUUGUGAUAUAUUAUCAAGAGCUGAUGAAGAUGGGCUCGUCCCCAUAGUUGACGACGAAAUAGCGGACAAUGAGAACAUUCCUACGAUAAAUAUCAAACUGUAGUGUCGCCUGCCGAACUUUUUGUUGUUUAUUGUGAUAAGUUAUUUAAAAUAAAACUUUAUUAAUAAUUGA
Molecule: messenger RNA, 1602 nt
Organism: Anoplophora glabripennis (Asian longhorned beetle)
Lineage: Eukaryota; Metazoa; Arthropoda; Insecta; Coleoptera; Cerambycidae
Product: endoplasmic reticulum lectin 1
Exons: 1
Coding region: 136-1533 (465 amino acids)
Biological process (GO): endoplasmic reticulum unfolded protein response; retrograde protein transport, ER to cytosol
Cellular component (GO): endoplasmic reticulum lumen
Source: RefSeq, a predicted model, not a curated record